CAUUUAUCCGUUGCAAACCAAGAACUCUCAUUCACAAAAAGAAGAGAGAAUCUUUGUAAACCAUGGCAAAAUUAGUAGCAUUUUUCGCAAUUUGCUUACUCUCUGCAUCAAUUGUUUCAGCCACUUUUGUGGGCAACCCUUUCCUUGUGAAGGGAAAAGCUUACUGUGACACUUGCCGUUGCGGUUUUGAGACCCCUGCCACUAAGUACCUAGCCGGCGCAAAGGUUAGAAUUGAGUGCAGGCACAGGGUGACUGAGGCACCCACUUACACAGUUGAAGGUGUGACCAACUCUAAAGGAGAAUACAAUAUCUUGGUUAACAGUGACCGUGGUGACGAUGUCUGUGAUGUCAUCCUUGUUAAGAGCUCCGAUCCCAUGUGUGCCAAGCCCAAUGCCGGCCGUGAUCGUUCUCGUCUCAUCCUCACCCGCAACAAUGGUAUGAUUUCCAACACCCGUUUUGCCAACGCUAUGGGUUUCCUCCGCGAUGAGCCUCUUUCUAGCUGCACUCAGAUCCUCCAGCAAUAUCAAUUGACGGAGGACCAAUUUUAAAGAUAUACAAGGCGUUCUUAGUUGUGAUGAUGCUACCUUUACUUUUACCUUAUAUCAAAAAAAAAAAAAAAAAAAGUUGUGAUGAUGGUACCCUUAUGUUCGUCAUCGUUUCUGGAUGUUUUGCAUUUGUGUAUUUUGCUUAACAAUAUAUUUUAAUGGCUCGUUAAAUUUGUUACUACUA
Molecule: messenger RNA, 729 nt
Organism: Lycium ferocissimum
Lineage: Eukaryota; Viridiplantae; Streptophyta; Magnoliopsida; Solanales; Solanaceae
Product: protein DOWNSTREAM OF FLC-like
Exons: 2
Coding region: 63-548 (161 amino acids)
Source: RefSeq, a predicted model, not a curated record